Messenger RNA from Eptesicus fuscus (big brown bat), 1812 nucleotides. It is a transcript of the gene IKZF1, whose product is annotated as IKAROS family zinc finger 1. Gene Ontology annotation, biological process: regulation of transcription by RNA polymerase II. Gene Ontology annotation, molecular function: RNA polymerase II cis-regulatory region sequence-specific DNA binding; DNA-binding transcription factor activity. The record is from RefSeq and is a predicted model, not a curated record. Bases 111 to 1721 code for a protein of 536 amino acids. Lineage: Eukaryota; Metazoa; Chordata; Mammalia; Chiroptera; Vespertilionidae. The transcript has 9 exons.
GGGCGCCCAGAGCCCGGGCGCUGGGAGUCCCCGCUCCGAGGCUGCCCUUCCAGCCGAGGAUCGAUCUUGGCCCCAGCGCGAGCCGCACAGACCCACGUAACCCGAGGACCAUGGACGGAGACGAGGGCCAAGACCUGUCCCAGGUUUCAGGGAAGGAGAGCCCCCCAGUGAGCGACACCCCGGAUGAGGGCGACGAGCCCAUGCCCGUCCCCGAGGACCUGUCCACCACGUCCGGAGGCCAGCAGGGCGCCAAGGGCGACAGGGGCGCAGUUUCAUACGGGGCUGAUGGCUUUAGGGAUUUUCAUGCAAUAAUUCCCAAUUCUUUCUCUCCCGGUCAUGUGAAGGGAGAGGCUCAGAGUGACGAAGAGCGUGGGCGCGCCGGUGACAUGAAUGGGGAGGCGUGCGCCCAGGACUUGCGCGUGCUGGGCGCGGCGGGCGAGGACGUGAAUGGCUCCCACGGCGGCCCCGGCGGCAGAGCGCUGGCGGGCGCUGGCGGCAUCCGGCUCCCUAACGGCAAACUGAAGUGCGACGUCUGUGGUAUCGUGUGCAUCGGCCCCAAUGUGCUCAUGGUGCACAAGAGAAGCCACACGGGCGAGCGGCCCUUCCAGUGCAGCCAGUGCGGGGCCUCGUUCACGCAGAAGGGCAACCUGCUGCGCCACAUCAAGCUGCACUCGGGGGAGAAGCCCUUCAAGUGCCACCUCUGCAACUACGCCUGCCGCCGGCGGGACGCGCUCACCGGCCACCUGCGCACGCACUCGGUCGGUAAGCCUCACAAGUGCGGAUACUGUGGCCGGAGCUACAAGCAGCGGAGCUCCUUAGAGGAACACAAGGAGCGUUGUCACAACUACCUGCAAAGCAUGGGCCUGCCCGGCACGCUCUACCCAGUCAUUAAGGAGGAGGCGAACCACGGCGAGGCGGCCGAGGACCUGUGCAAGGCGGGCGCCGAGCGGGCCCUGGUGCUGGACAGACUCGCAAGUAACGUCGCCAAACGUAAGAGCUCUCUGCCUCAGAAAUUUGUUGGGGACAAGUGCCUGCCGGACGCGCCCUACGACGGCGGCAGCGGCUACGAGAAGGAGCACGAGCUGAUGCAGACGCACGUGAUGGACCAGGCCAUCAACAACGCCAUCAGCUACCUGGGCGCCGAGUCCCUGCGCCCGCUGGUGCAGACGCCCCCGGGCGGGGCCGAGGGGGGCCCGGUCCUCAGCCCCCUGUACCCGCUGCACAAGCCGCCGGGGGAGGGCGCCGCGCGGGCCGGCCUGUCGGCGCAGGACAGCGCCGUGGAGAACCUGCUGCUGCUGUGCAAGGCCAAGUCCCUGUCCUCCGAGCGGGAGGCCUCGCCCAGCCACAGCGGCCACGGCUCCACCGACACGGAGAGCAACGAGGAGCCCCGGCCCGGCCUCCUCUACCUCAGCCACGGCGCCCACGCCCGCAACGGGCUGGCCAUCAAGGAGGAGCUGCCCGCCUACGAGGUGCUGCGGGCCGGCUCCGAGGGCGCGCAGGACGCCCUCCGCGUGGUGGGCGCGGGCGGGGAGCCGCUCAGGGCCUACAAGUGCGAACACUGCCGCGUGCUGUUCCUCGACCACGUCAUGUACACCAUCCACAUGGGCUGCCACGGCUUCCGCGACCCCUUCGAGUGCAACAUGUGCGGCUACCACAGCCAGGACAGGUACGAGUUCUCCUCCCACAUCACGCGGGGCGAGCACCGCUACCACCCGAGCUAAGGCAGCGUGGACGGACCGACCGGACGCGGGCUCGCCUUCCCAGGGGCGCCCUCCUCUGCGUGCGCGUGUUUUAAGCUGGCUGGGAAUGUGA